CAGCGCGCGUAAUUAUAUCCUUCUACCCUGGUCUGAGGCGCACAUUCCGCGCUGGGAGUCACCCGCGGUUGUUACUUUCUCUGUGGCCGCCGCCUGGUGUUUUCGUGCUCCUCCCUUCCCUCCUCUUUCUCCUCUUCGGAGUCCUAGUCAGGCCGACCUGUUCUGCUUGCGGAAAAGAGAAGAAAAUGUCAAGUGCACCAUCUUCUGUAAGCAUGAGAGAUCUUCAUCCAAGGGAUUCUCUUUGUUUGCAAAGGGCAGAAAACUAAGACCUAACCUUGUCUGGAGUCACAUGGUGACUCUGCAACUUGAUGGAUGACAACAAACCUUUUCAACCAAAAAAUAAUUCAAAAAUGGCAGAACUCUUUAUGGAAUGUGAAGAAGAAGAACUGGAACCAUGGCAGAAGAAAGUAGAAGAAAUUCAGGAUGAAGAAGAUGAUGAGCUGAUCUUUGUCGGAGAGAUAUCAAGUUCAAAACCAGCCAUUUCAAAUAUUUUGAACAGAGGUAACGCCAGCUCAUCUUCAAAAGGAAUAAAGAAUGAGACACUCAAUCAAGGUGUUACUGAUGCAUUCAAGCCUACAAGUCAACACUACAAAGACCCAACAUCAAAUCCAGUGGCUGCCUUACCUAGAUUUCAUCCUGAAUCUAAAUCUUCACAUAGCUCUGUUAUUGUUCAGAACGUGUCUAAACCUGAUUUUACAAAGAAUUCAUCACAAGUUGAAUCGGAUGAUUCUUCAGAUUUACUGUUUGACUUGACCCAGGAUACAACACCACUGUCCCAAGAGGGAUCAACAAUUUAUAUAGAAGCUCUGGAUGAAACUCUGCCUAUAAUAAAACGUCCUUCAGCUUCUAAAGUAAACAAAAUCAAUUCAAAAAAGCCAAAGACCAGUGAAGAUGUUUCUGAAAUAAAUUCUUGUGCUUCGUUGUCUUUAGUCAACUCUCCUUUGGUGACAUCCUCCCCUGUUAUGAUAUCAAAAGGUACAGAUACCUCAUCAAUUGAACAUAAAACUGGAAUGCCUUUUCAAAGAUCUUGUCCAAAGUGCAAUGUUCAGUUUAAUCUUUUGGAUGCUUUGAAAUAUCACAUGAAGUGUUGUUGUCCAGACAUGCUAAAUCAGUUUUUGGAAAUGGUUAAAGUAGAAAUUUCAAGUACUGAAAAUAAAGAUAAAGCUGGUGCAGAGAAAGGAAAAUUGAUCAUGUUAGUUAGUGACUUUUACUAUGGAAGACAUGAAGGAGCUGUUGACGAUGAACAGAAGACUUACACGACCUUUAAAUGCUUCAGUUGCUUGAAAGUUCUUAAAAAUAAUAUUAGGUUUAUGAACCACAUGAAACACCAUUUGGAACUUGAGAAGCAGAACAGUGAGAGCUGGGAAAGCCACACCACCUGCCAGCACUGUUACCGACAGUAUCCCACACCAUUCCAGCUGCAGUGUCACAUUGAGAGCACACACACACCCCAUGAGUUUUCUACUAUUUGUAAAAUCUGUGAAUUAUCAUUUGAAACAGAACAUACUCUUUUACAACAUAUGAAGGACACUCAUAAACCUGGUGAAAUGCCGUAUAUUUGUCAGGUUUGCCAGUUUAGAUCAUCAACAUUUUCUGAUGUAGAAACACAUUUUAGAGCAUCCCAUGAAAACACUAAGAACUUGCUAUGUCCAUUUUGCCUCAAAGUUAGUAGAAUGGCAACCCCCUACAUGAAUCAUUACAUGAAACAUCAGAAAAAAGGAGUUCAUCGUUGUACAAAAUGCAGACUACAAUUUUUGACCUGCAAGGAGAAACUAGAUCACAAGACCCAGCAUCGGACAUUUAUAAAACCUAAAGAGCUAGAAGGAUUGCCUCCUGGUACAAAAGUUACUAUUCGAGCUUCAUUUGGACCUCUUCAUUCAAAGACAUCAACUGCAUCUUCCAAUAAUACUCCAAGCACUUCUUCUCUUCAGGUCUCACCUCCUAGGUCUAAAAAUACAACUGCGAAAAGUUCCACAAAAUCUAAUGCAAGUAAAACUAAGACACAUAAGGCUCAUGCAACUACAUCCACUGCAAGUAAACCUAAUGCAAGUAAGCAGGGUAAAGGUACAUCCAAAUGCAAAGCAAAAACUUCUUACAAGCAAAAGAAACAACGCAACAGAAAGAACAAAAUCAGCAUAGCUUUGAAGAACUUACGGUGUCAUCGAGGACUUCAUAAGUGCAUUGAGUGUCAUUCCAAAAUAAAAGAUUUUGCAAGCCACUUUUCAAUAUAUAUCCACUGUAAUUUUUGCAAAUACAACACUAACUGUAACAAAGCCUUUGUAAAUCAUAUGGUGAGCUCUCAUAGCAACCAUCCAAGUAAACGGUUUUAUAUUUUUAAGAAGCAUUGUGGAACUCUCAGACAUUGGGGAAACUAUUGGUGUUUUGUGCAGAAAGAUCAAUUUGGAAGGGUAUACAGGGGCAUUACUCUAGUGUGCCUUAAAUGUGAUUUCUUAACUGAUUCUUCCGGUUUAGAUCGUAUGGCUAAACACUUAAGUCAACGCAAAACUCAUACUUGCCAAGUUAUAGUAGAAAAUGUUCCCAAAAGUACCUCAGCUUCUGAACCCACUUCUGACUACUUGGUGAAAUAGAUUCCUGCUCUAUGGAGCUCGUGCAACCUGGUACAAAACAAGUUGGAAUUUCCUAAGUUCAAAGUUCUGAAGUAGUUUCUUACACAGAGAAAGUUUCCUAAGUUCAAAGUUCUGAAGUGUUUUCUCACACAAAAAUGGUUAAAUAACCAAGUUCAUGACACUAGUUCUUAUUAUUCAGCUCUUUUCAGCUUUCAGAUGGCACUAGAUUCUUAUUCCACCUUAUCUUUGUGUCAGAUUCACAUAUCCUAACAUGUGCUUUUUUGCUCCAGUUAGUUUUCUCCAAAAAUAACUUUGUUUGCUAUGGUUUUUCUUGCUUUGUUUAAAAUAACUUGUGUUUAUCUCUGCUGUACUUGCCUCCAGAAUAUUGCAUUCCAAACAUUAUAGCUAUUCAUCUUUUUUUCUUUUUGUCUGUUUUGUCUGGUUUCUUAGUUAAUUUCGUGUAAGUCUUACAUUUUUAGAUCAGAUAGCUAUCUUUUUUCUCAUUCCUUGUCUGUCAUUGUUCUAUUUUUCAUAUUUUUCAGAUGCAGAAGUAACAGAAAUUUCAAAAAAUGUCCAGGGUACUCCUGGUCAGUGUCCCGCUGCGUUGGACACAACUGAUGCCUGUUCUCUCUUUCCAAGGAAUGUAAAUUAUUUGACUGUGAGACCUCCUCUAGUUUGUGGCCUUAGGAAAUCAGAUCUUGGGGAGAGUCCCUUCCUUCGUGACUGGCCUUCCAUAAGGCUGAUGCUAAUUUAGCCAGAGAUGACCUCAAGGCCCACCAAAUUGAGCACAACUUCCCACUGGGGGCUUUGGUUCUUGAUCUUAAGCUUAUGGGCCAAUUCUGACCAAGAAAGCCCAUCAAAUCAAUGCUUUAUCACCCAAAUUUAAGUUUAAUCAUUUUGGCUGCCGCCUUUUAGCAUGCAUGCAGUCCAAAGAAUAUAAAAUGGC
This is a messenger RNA of Pteropus alecto (black flying fox), 3513 nucleotides long. It is a transcript of the gene ZNF280C, whose product is annotated as zinc finger protein 280C. The transcript is spliced from 22 exons. The record is from RefSeq and is a predicted model, not a curated record. Gene Ontology annotation, molecular function: RNA polymerase II cis-regulatory region sequence-specific DNA binding; DNA-binding transcription factor activity, RNA polymerase II-specific. NCBI's taxonomy places the organism in Eukaryota, Metazoa, Chordata, Mammalia, Chiroptera, Pteropodidae. Gene Ontology annotation, biological process: regulation of DNA-templated transcription. Bases 309 to 2588 code for a protein of 759 amino acids.